ACUCAAACUCAAUUGAGUCAUUCAUCAUGCCAGAAUUGGAGUCUGUUAUACCUCCCAAACAGCGGGGUCUAAGCUGUGUGACUCAGAACAAGCUUGACCAUAAUUUCCGGUACAAGUCUACAGGGUGAGAAAAGGGGCGGGGAGGGGGCAGGAGGCAGCUCUCCUUAAGAGCAAGGAGAGGAGUCACAGGACGGGCGGACGGUCAUGGCUGCAAACACUCUCUCACUAGAUUUGAAGAUGUGGAUUUUACUGUUGUUGACUGCGUUCACGAUAGGAGCUUCAGCGCAAUUAUGUAAGUUUUUUUUAAUGUACAUGUCUGUUUCAAAAAUGUCUGAUUUGUGCUCUUACAGAUUUACACACCCCUCCCUAAUGGAAACAAGGUCGAUAAAUUCUUGCCUUCAUGAAGCUCAGUUUUAUAGAGAUGAUCACUGCUUGUAGUCUCACUUUUGGGCCACUCCCUGGUGGAAACAAGCGUUGAUAAAAGCUUUUUGCUGAUUUCACUUCGAGGCAAAGCCCUGAGCCUGAGAAGAGAAGCCCCUCUCCCUUCCCUCUCUCCAGCCACUUCAUCCACUUUUUCCGAGGCGUUCCCAGGCCAGCUGAGAGACGUACUCUCUCCAGCAUGUCCUGGAUCUUCCCCGCGGUCAUCUAACGGUUGGACGUGCCCUGAACGCCUCACUAGCCAGGCGUCCGGGGGGCAUCCUGACUAGAUGCCCUCAUGCCACCUCAUCUGAGUCCUCUUAAUGCAGAGGAGCAGCGGCUCUACUCCGAGCCUCUUCCCCCAAACGACCGAGUAUAAACCGACUAUAUAAAAAUCAUUCAAUAUAAGAAAAGUGCCAUUACGCACAAACACACACUCAUUAUUUAAUGUAUUUCUCUUAAACUGGUAGAAUGGCUAUAUAAUAAGGUUGUAACAGAGCAGAAAAACAGGAUGGAUAGGAUCUCCUGCAGUUUUUGAUUUACUGAGUAGGGGAAACCGGGGAUGGUUGUCGCACUUUCUACACUUUCAUAUAUAUCUUGAAAUCAAUACAUCAUAUAUAAACAAAAUGUGUAGAAGAUGAAAGACCAAAGUCUCAGGUAUAUAUUUCAUAUUCAUGUCAUUUCCAUAUCUUGUGUCAGUGUAGAGUUAUAAGCAAUCAAAUAGAGAGAGUUAACAUGUGACAUGUUGCCCCACCAUCGGGUUAGUUGUCUCACUACAUGGGGUAAGAUGUCACAGUGGAUUUUACAGCUAAUAAAACAAGGACAAAAUUAUUGUUGUUCUCAUUUUUUACUUGAAAGUGAACAUCAAAGUCAGGCACAGAAAAUGUUUAUCAUUGAGCUAGAAAAAAUUGUUGAACAUAGCCACUGAACAAACGUUAACAUAGAAUAUUAUGCAACAUGGUACAACAAAGUAUGGUAGUUGAUAAAAAAGUCCUUUAUUGUACUCCAGAUUGAUUUAUUAGCUCGGGUCACCUGUCUGACUGCCCUCAGCAUCACGCCAGGUACUGCACUGCCAUGUUUUGUUUUUCUUUUGUAAACCAUGUUUUCUUGCUUUCUCUUCUCCUUUAAACCACUUUUUGUCUGUAAAAAUAAAGUCAAAAUUCCAAUAUGACAAUUGCUAAUAAGCAGACUCUCUGUUAAUUUUAAUCCCUUUUAAACAACAACUAACCCCAAAAUGACUGAGACAUGUUGCCCCAAACUACCAUAUUUGCUAAUUCUAGCUCUAGUUUAAAGUUAGCUUCAAACAGAACAAUGACUGCACAGUACAGGAUGCCUUAAUCUCUUCUCUAACAAGUCCACAUGUAUCACUGCUUGGAUUUUUAUCUGAAAGAAACUUAUUUUAAAAUAUAUAGUUUUUUUUUUUUUACUUUUGGUUGUGUGAAAUGGUUACUUGGCGCUCAUCUCAGCUCAUAAUGUGCUCUUCUCUUCUCAGACAGGACACAACCCCUGACCAAGUCAAGAAAGAAAACUAGUUUUUCACUUUUUAGUUGCGCUCUCUGGUGGCAAAGAUAAUUGCAAUGUGACAACUUACUCAUGUGACAACAAGCCCCGGUCUCCCCUAUAUAUGUUUCAGUAAAGAAAUUUGUGCAUUUUUCUGGUCAGCCAUUAUGGAUUUUAAUCUUAAUUGAAAAGUCAGCCUAAUGAUUUAUGCAUGUAUGAUUUAACAUUGAUGAUAAGCUACCUUUAAUGUUCUGUGUGCCCUGAACACAUCCCAAAACACAAACACAGUAUUUACCAAGUCUGGGAUGAUACAGCCAUGUCUGCUAACCUGCGGUGGCCGUGCUGCUCAGUUUCGUCAGUUCAGUCAGGACCACUUUGUCAGAGAACUUUAGCGCAUUGCUAUUACAUAACAAUAACAUAACAGAUUGAGAUCUGGUGGUGUGGCUCUGUUCUGGGACCUUCCUCCCCUUCCAUGUGCAUACAUGAAGGCCUGAGGCAAGAAGACCACUCCUUCCUGCCUUUCCAAGUGUGGACUUGGAGAGCCUGAGAGAGGGAGAGCAGCACAAAACCCCCAAAACCACCACACCCGGCACUCUUACACAUGUAUGAGUGGAGUAUCAAAGGAUGAGCAAUGGCAGUCAUGCAUGCCUGAUGGCUGGUCAGUGCUGCAUCUGGUCGUUUUCAUCGCUCAAGGUGGAUUAAAGUCUGCAAUCUAGACCCACUCUUUGUUGACAUAAAAUGCACAAAGAUAAGUUUUGUCAUGAUUUGUUGCUAUAAAAAUGAGAAUUGAUCUGUGAAAGGAAAUAAGCCAAUCGGCUGCUGCCCAGUCUUUAAGGGUUAGUUACAAAAGUUUGUGUCUUUUAGUAAUAUGAAUUCAUAACAGCACCAACAUAUCUCAACCUACCAGCAAACCUCAAAUUCCAGUCUCUUUCCCGUCCAUAUCUUGUGUGUUUAAACAGACAAAAAAGCAAAUUGACAAGAUUCCUGGUGUCAUUGUUUUCUAGUUUCUGUUCGAUGACUUGCGAUUGUCCACUAGCAUUUCAGUAGACACUGACUGUAGAGUCCAGUUUGUGAGAGCUUAGAGGUUUACAGACAUCAGUGUAGAAAUGCUACAAAAUGCAACAAAAAGUCAAGUUGUGUCCAUCUUCAGGUUAGGUGGAUGAGUUGAGAUUGGUCAAGCCCCAGUUGGGAGGGUUUGUUCUGUGUUAUUCACUUUGGCAAAGUGCCAUUGAGAUUUGUCAAUAGAAGAAUUGCUGAUACAACAGAAGUUGUAAUCUUGAUAUUAUUGCUGUUUGACUCAGUUUGAUUCUGUGCCACCUCAUGCAAAUUGUUCUUUUUUUUUCCCUCUCAACUUUUCCUACAUGAUUCCCCUCCUUUAGUGAACCCAAAGUGCUCUGUGAUAAAGAAUGAGACGCAGCAGGCUGACAUUAGGAGGCCAGAGGACGGCAUCUCCAAUCCUGAGUGUGAGACAGACGGCAAAUUCAAGAACAAGCAGUGCUAUAAAGAGGAUGAGUGCUGCUGUGUAAACAGUGCUGGUCUUUGCCGCACUGGCAAAGGAGACAAGAACCUCACGUGUGAGGAGCUGGUGGAGACUCAGUGAGUAUUUAAUUUCUUGUGCUGUUCAAGCAUAAAGCAAGGCUAGGUUUGCUUGAUGCAGAGAAAGUUUUGAAAAACUAUGGAGCUAAAACUUCGCAAACAACGAUAAUGUGUAUUACAGAGAUAAUUCUAUUCUAUAUUCUAUAAAAAAUACAUCUCUUACCUUUGACGACAAAACAUAUUUCUUUACGAGAACAAAAAAAAUAAUAAUUUGUGUGACUCUUUAUCUACAAGUACAUCAGAAUAUUUCCUUCAAGAACAAGUUUUUUCUUCUUACAAGUACAAAAUUUUGACCCAAAAUUUCUACCGAGGAUUUUCGUGAAUUUUUCCCAACCAACAGGUGGCACUGUGGCUCAGUCUACCAGCACUUAGAGUUUGAGCGUGACCUAGCGUGAUGGUCUGAGCAGGACCUCAAAUGCAGCACAACACCAUGGUGCAAAAGUCAGUCGGGAGAAAAAAAAACUUGUACUUGAAGGAAACAUUUGUAGAUAAAGAGUCUUAUGAAGAUUACUAUGUUUUGUAUUCAAAGUUAAGAGAUGUAAAGCACACAUUAUUUGCACAUGAAUAGAAUUGUCUGAGUAAAACACCACAACAUAGUGAUUAGAAAAUAGUAAUUUUAUCAAUAUUGUUUUAUACUGUGCAGACUGUGAUUUUUGACGAUGACAAUGACAGGGCGACCGCUGCUUCACACUCUCAUGGCACAUCUUCAUCACCUUUUUAUACUAUUAAUAUAUUACAUAACCUCAUAAUCAGUCAACGUGUAGGCCAAGCAGACAAGGUUCACUGCUUGAUGCUAAUGCUAAUGUAAUAUUUAAGAGAAUGACCCUCAUCAUCCAUUACAGCACUGAGCCUAUGUAUAGAUUAGUGAGCUAGUUCCAUCUGGCUUCCCUGGAGGUCAUGCAGAAUUUAUGAAACCAGAGUUACAUCAUUAACCUCUGUUUCCUUUAGUAUGUUGUAAUGCUUUUUAAAUCAUAUCCUAAGCUUAGAAGGUGGAGCAGUGGUCCAUCAACUGGAAGGUUGGUGGUUCGGUUCCCCCCUAUCCCGAGUCUGUCCGUUUUGUCCUUGAGCAAGACACUUAACCCACCUUGCUCCCAGUGUGUGUUCUCCACUGGUGUAUGAUUGUGAGUCAUGUUUGGUGGUGGUCGGAGAGGCUGUAGGCAGUCACGUUUCUGUCAGUCUGCCCCAGGGCAGCUGUGACUACAAAGGUAGUUUACCACCACCAGGGUGACUGUGUGAACGAAUGAAUGAUGUAUCCAAUGUAAAGUGCUUUGAGGGUCUCUGAUAAAGCACUUUACAUUGGAUACAUCAUUCAUUCGUUCUUCUGCUUCAUUAAUAUUAUAAGUCAUGUUUUUUUAAAUGAAUACUUUCAGGGUUUGAUAUUGUCUUUAUUUGUUUUUCCAGGAUCGUUCGUCUUGUGCUCACACACAGACCAGUGGCUGGGGGACUGAACGCCAAAAAGACAGAAGUGUAAGUGUGAAAGAUAUAUACCUACAUACUGUAUAUGUGAACAUACAUAAAUACAGAUACAUCUGAAAGUAAUUUGAAAAUCCUGAAAUGGUUCAGUGUCAUCCACCAUCAUGUAAUAUAUAGUCAAGACUCAUUACACUUUUAUUAAAAUGUUUCAAACCUUUUUUUUCCAUUUCAGUUUUGAUAAUCAUGUUUUACAGCUCAAGAAAGCCUCAAAAUAUUCAAAAUAUUUAUUUGGACUCUGAGUAAAUUAUUUUCCGAGCAAUAUCUCAGAUAGGCCAACUCAGGGAAAGCGGUAAACACAGUUGAUGGAUUGGGAGUAGCACUGACUUAAAUCCAGGUCACUUUGAAUAUAGAUCUUGAUAACCUGAUGUUUAGAAUUGAAAUAUUGCCAGACUGACAAUGUCUCUGCCUCUCUCCAUUGCUUGACUACACUCUUUCUACACAACACCUGACACAGUGUACAGCAGGAGAGGUGCAGCUAGUGUUUGUCCACCAUGUUUUACCAAGUCCAAGAUCAAAGCUGCAGCAGUUAUCUCCUGGUAGAUUUUCAGAUGAGAAAGGAACAUGCAUUACAGACAUGCUGAAGGCUGGGCUUUGGUAACACCUCUGCAAUGCCAGAGGGUGAUUGCCUCUAUGCCACAUCAAAUCUAUGCAGUAAUCAGUGGCAAAAAAGCCCUGAUCAAGUAUCAAAUGUAAAAAUUAAUAGAUUUCCUAGAAGGUUGACCUUCCUGUCUUGCAAAUUCAUAUUCUGAAUCAUUUUGGGAAAUAUUCCUGUAAUUUGAGACUAGAUUACAUUUUUAUGAGUAAUGACCCAUAACCCAAAUUCAAACACAAACGCUUUAUAUACAGGGGUUGGACAAUGAAACUGAAACACCUGGUUUUAGACCACAAUAAUUCAUUAGCAUGGGGUAGGGCCUCCUUUUGGGCCAAUACAGCAUCAAUUCAUCUUGAGAAUGACAGAUACAAGUCCUGCACAGUGGACAGAGGGAAUAAUGAGCCAUUCUUCUUGCAGAAUAGUGGCCAGGUCACUACAUUAUGUUGGUGGAGGAAAAUGUUUCCUUACUCACUCCUCCAAAACACCUGAAGUGGCUCAAUAAUAUUUAGAUCUGGUGACUGUGCAGGCCAUGGGAGAUGUUCAACUUCACUUUCAUGUUCACCAAACCACUCUGUCACCAGUCCUGCUGUGUGUUUCGGUGCAUUAUCAUCCUGAUACACGGAACCGCCUUCAGGAUACAGUGUUUCAACCACUUGGUGCACAUGGUCCUCCAGAAUGGCUUGGUAGUCCUUGGCAGUGACGUGCCCAUCUUGCACAAGUAUUGGGCCUAAGUAAUGCCGUGAUAUUGCAGCCCAAACCAUCACUGAUCCACCCCCAUGCUUCACUCUUGGCUUCUUCACACCGUAACUCUCCCAAAUAUGGGAAAGACGGUAAAGGUGGACUCAUCAGAGAACAAUACAUGUUUCACAUUGUCCACAUCCCAAGAUUUUCGCUGCUGGCUCCAUUUAGACCAGCGUUUGGCAUUGGCAGGAGUGACCAAAGGUUUGGCUAUAGCAGCCCGGCCGUGUAUAUUGACCUUAUGGAGCUCCCGACGCACAUUUCAUUCUGCAGUGAGUUGGGCAGCUGUGGUUUUAUAUUUUUAGGAUACAAUCUGGUUUAGCACCCGGACAUUCCUUUCAGACACUUCCUGUUGGAUGUGGUUCGUCCUUCUUAGUGGUAUGCUGACAUUACCCUGAAUACCAUGGCUUUUGAUACACUCACAAAGACAAGAUGUGCACCAACUAUUUGUCCUCUUUUGAACUCUGAUAUGUCACCCAUAAUAUUGUGUGUGCAUUGCAAUAUUUUGAGCAAAACUGCUAUUACUCUGCUAAUUGAACCUUCACACUCUACUCUUACUGGUACAAUGUGCAAUCAAUGAAGAUUGGCCACCAGGCUGGUUAAAUUGUGCCAUGAAACCUUCAACACUAAAUUGGCAGGUGUUUCAGUUUUAUUGUCCAACCCCUGUAUUUCACUAUACAAGAGAUGAGAUGGGAAUAUUUUUGAAAAACACUUUAAUACAUUUAUAUCUGCAUGUGUGAACGUUAUAGACAAAGACAACCCCAAAACUUUCACAUCAAAGUAUUAAUUUAAUAUAAUCUCUGUUUUGCCGUAGUGAUCUUGAGGCAGCAUUUCACCAGCGUUACAACAACCUUCAUAUGGACAUUGAUAAAAUAGUUCAAGUUAAGGUAAGUUGAAAAACAUACAUUUUUGUCUUGAAUUUAAUGAUCAUUACAGCAUAAAAAGAUACUCAUCUUUGUGUCAUCAUGCAGUACUACCCUGAAGACCGUCAGAUUCAAGUUGAUGUGCAGAAGCCAGAGGGGGACAGCAAUACCGACGUGGCCAGCCUUGCCUACCACAUCCAGAGAGACGUAAAUGAAUUAACACAUUUAUGCAUUUUUAUUAAGUACUUAGAGCAGCCAUCUCCAUCAACUGACCCUAGAGAGAGAAAGAGACAAACAACAGCAGGAGUUGAUACAGACUUAUGGCAACAAUGUCAAAAGUAAUAUGACUAAUAUCAGCAGCGCUCCUACUUAUACAGAAGUUAAAAGUGUCUCUCCUUUACUCAGAAACAGACUCAAAUUCAGCCUUUCAAACAGAGGAAACCGACAAACGAAUGUUUACUCUUUACUUUCCCAUGUUGUUCAACUCACAGGAUGUUAUUUAUUGUUCGAUCCUGCUGACCUUGUCAGUAGCCAGAGAUUGUAAUAAUUAAUUAAGUUAAACCAGUGGGCCACAUGCGUAAAUGUGUGUCUUUCUUAAUCUGAUAAUCAUUGACAGUUUCUGCCCUGAUUCUUUUGAGCAGACACAGCAGCAAUUCAUGCUUCAGUAUAAGGGUGUACUCAUUGCUUUAUCAGUGUGUGUUUUGUGUAUCCAGGGACACAUCCUCAUGUGCUCUGCACUUCCACUGUGUCUUUUGUAACAUUUAGACAAAGACUUCAGCAUUUUGACAAACUAAAUCUUAAAGUUGAAUUCCAUGGGUUUGCAGUCAGAGAGCAUCUUAAAAUAAGUAAGAAGAGUUUCAGGUAUGCUCCCCCUGCAGCCAGCAAGAGAACUUGGGCCUGUGCAAGCUGGUCUCUCUGUACGUUUAAAGCAGAUUGAAGGUGUCAGAGAAAGAUGCAUCAGACUGUAGGUGCUUUGAAUGAUAAUAUUUCUGGUUAAAUAUAACUUUACUCCUCUCCUUUUCCUCCCCCUGCUGGUGAAGUUGAUGCCUCUGUCAAAUAAUCAGGAGAAGUUUGAGCUGAGAGUGGACUCCAUAAAGCUGGAGUUAGAAAAAAUUCAGGAGUUCUACACUGAUGAGAAACCCCCGGACUCCCCCACCAAGGGUCCUUCAGCUCACGCCAUCACCAUCAUUGUUGUUGUAGGACUGAUAUUUACAGGGGCUGUCGCUUUUGGGAUUUAUGUGAGUUUUUCAACUUUGUUUCCUUUUCCUUGUGUGCAGCUUUGAACUCAAGUUCUGUCAGAGUUGAGUCAACUCUCUUCUAUUUGUGUUUUUAGGCUGGGGUCAAACGGUGGCAGAAAAAGAAAGAGGAGAGGGGGCCGCUCUGAACCAAUCGAAGUGAACUCCCAGUCACCAUUCUGUUUCAUUCUGUGUAACAUCUGCUCUGAUUAACUGUGUUCACAAUGAGACAGUGGGUGAGACCUUGUCUGUUUAUCACAUCUCAUCACUUUUAAAUCAUGUAUUCGUUUUGCCCCAGUUUACUUUUCUUUUUUGUAACUUUUGAAGCACAUUCUGUUGUGGGUUUGUUUGUGUUUUCAUUAAGUCUUCCAUUAAUGAGAUGCUUCUCUUGUUUUAACCAAUAUCCAGUUUUUAUAUUCCUUCAUUGUGAUAUCUCUGUCUAUCUGUCUCUGGAUGUAAAGAGCGCAACAACAACAACAAAAAAGUAUUAUUAAAAUUAUUAUAAGUUAGAAUUCACAACAAAGACACAGUAAUUUUUUUUUUUAUUUAAAAAAAAAAAUAAUAAUAAUCUCUGGAAAAUCUAAAGUCUGUUGAGUUGACUUUCUAUCACCUUUCAUGACUCUAGAGCCAAACAACUACUGAAAGCAAAAUGUGAAGACGCAGUUUCCUCGUUCCUAUGGAGCUUUGACCAACCAAUAUCAUUUAUCUAACUUUAUUUUUUUUAAACUGUGAAGUCUGAAAUGUUAAUCUGUAUGCCAUAUAUCUAUUUUUUAAGUGGAUGCUGCAUUUAUUUUGAAAUGCAGUGGUUUUACCUUGUCAAAAUACACAUUUCUCUCUUAAUUAUACACAUUUGUUGAAAUGUGAAUAAAAAUGUGUUUUCUAUCCUUUUGAAA
Molecule: messenger RNA, 9307 nt
Organism: Xyrichtys novacula (pearly razorfish)
Lineage: Eukaryota; Metazoa; Chordata; Actinopteri; Labriformes; Labridae
Source: the annotation of a GenBank genome assembly